This is a messenger RNA of Closterium sp. Naga37s-1, 1542 nucleotides long. Lineage: Eukaryota; Viridiplantae; Streptophyta; Zygnematophyceae; Desmidiales; Closteriaceae. The record is from the annotation of a GenBank genome assembly.
AUGGGCCUGUUCAAUGGGGUGGGGGCGGCGCGUUUGUGCGCGUUUGGUGCCGAGAUCACAUGCAAGGUGGGAGGGGGUGUGGCGAGCACAAGCGUGACCAAAAACCCCCGGCUGAUUCGCAAUUCUCCUACACCGCUCACGCGCUCACUCUCCUUCACGCUCACGCGCCCUCGCACUCACGCGCUCUCGCGCCCAUGCGCCCACGCGCUCACACGCUUACGGGCUCUAGCGCUCAAGCCCCCUCACGCCCACGUGCCCUCGCGCUCACGUGCCCUCGCGCUCACGCGCCCUCGCGCUCUCGCGCUCACCCGCUCUCGUGCCCACGUGCUCUCUCGCUCACGUGCCCUCGCGCUCUCGCGCUCACGCGCCCUUGCGCUCACGUGCCCUCGCGCUCUCGCGCUCACGCGCUCACCUGCUCUCGUGCCCACGCGCUCUCUCGCUCACGCGCUCUCGCGCCCUCGCGCUCUCGCUCUCACGCGCCCAUGCGCUCACGCGCUCGAGCGCUCACGCACCCACGCGCUCUCGCACUCACGUGCCCUCGAGCUCACGCACCCUCGCGCUCACGCGCCUACAUGCCCACGCGCACUCGCGCUGUCGCGCUCACGCGCCCGCGCGCUCUUGCGCUCACGCGCCCGCGCGCUCACGCGCCCUCGCGCCCUCGCGCUCAUGCGCCCUCGCGCUCACGCGCUCAUGCGCUCACGCGCUCACGUGCCCACGUGCUCUCACGCCCUCGCACUCACGUGCCCUCGCGCUCUAUCUCUCAUGCGCCCACGCGCCCUCGCGCUCUCGUGCUCACGGGCUCUCACGCCCUCGUGCUCACGCGCUUUCGCGCUCUCAGGCCCUCGCGCUCUCGCGCUCUCACGCUCACGCGCUCACCUGCUCUCGUGCUCAUGCGCCCUCGCGCUCACGCACUCUCGUGCUCACGCGCCCUCGUGCCCACGCGUCCUCACACUCUCGCGCUCACGCACCCUCACGCUCUCGUGCUCACGCGCUCUCGUGCCCGCGCGCUCACGCGCCCUCGCGCUCUCGCGCUCACGCCCUUGCGCUCUCACGCUCACGCGCUCACGUGCUCUCGCGCUCACGCGCUCUCGCGCUCACACGCCCUCGCGCUCACGUGCCCUCGCACUCUCGCGCUCACGCGCUCUCGUGCCCUCCCACUCUCGCGCUCUCGCGCUCACGCGUUCACGUGCUCUCGCGCUCACGCGCCCUCGCGCUCUCGCGCCCUUGCGCUCUCGCGCCCUCGCGCUCUCGCGCCCUUGCGCUCUCGCGCCCUCACGCUCUCGCGCUCUUGCGCCCUCGCGCUCACGUGCUUACGCGCUCUCGCGCCCUCGCGCUCACGCGCUCACGCGCUCUCGCGCCCUCGCUCUCAUGCGCUCUUGCGCUCGCGCUCCCACGCACUCUCACUCUCACGCGCUCUUGCGCUCACGCGCCCACGUGCUCUCGCGCUCACGCACCCAUGCGCUCUCGCGCUCACGCGCCCACGCGCUUUCGCGCUCACGUGCUGUCACGCACUCACGCUGUCGAGCAUUCGCGCACUCGUGA